AUGGCUAGUCGAUCAUCAGCAGCCGUACGAAGCCGUACUUCUUCAACAGCAGGUAGCACAGGUGGAUUAAAUAUUUCUCGUGCACAAGAAAAAGAACAAUUGGAAACUCUUAAUAAUCGUUUGGCUGUAUACAUUGAUACAGUACGUCGUUUAGAACAAGAUAAUAAAGAAUUAAAGAAUAUUAUUUCAUCCUAUACCGAUACCUAUGAAGUUGAAACAUCGAAAGUUAAAUUAUUAUAUGAACGUGAACUUGAAGAUGCAAAAAAAUUAAUUGAAGAACUUGCAAGAGAAAAGUCACGUUUAGAAAUUGAAGCUGAAAAAUCAAAUGCCGAAGCACAAGAUGCAUUGGCAAAACUUGCUCGUAAAGAACGUGAUUUACGAGCUGCCGAAGGACGUUUGAAACAAUAUGAAACUGAAAUUGGAGAAUUAAAAGCACGUAAUGAAGCACUUGGAUUUGAUGCAAAUCGAAAAACUGAUGAGAAUGUGGGUUUACGUGGUCUUAAUGCCGAUUUGGAAAAACAAGUAGCUGCAUUAAAACGUCAACUUGAAUCUGAAACACUUCUUCGUAUUGAUCUUGAAAAUAAAAAUAAAACAUUACGUGAAGAACUUCAAUUCAAUGCUCAAGUUCAUGAAACAGCUAUUGAUGAAGUUCGUCGACAAAGACGAUAUGAAGUUAGAGCUGAUGAUGGUUUACGUCAACAGUAUGAUGAUCGUUUAUUACUUGAAUUACAAGAAUUACGAAAUCAAACUGAUGAAGAAAUGCAAGCUUUACGUGAUGAAAUAGCUGGACAAUAUGAAAAGAAAAUUGAAGAUUUACAAACAACAAUUCGUCGUAAUUUGGAUCAAGUUGGUACAUAUCGAUCUGAUUUAUCAUCUUAUCGUGAACGUAUCGAUGAUAUAACAAAAUCUCGUGAUGCAUUAAAUGAUAAAGUUUCAUUUCUUGAACAACGUUGUCGUGAUUUGGAAGAUCGUCUUCAUCGUUCACAACAAAAACAAGAUGAAAGUUUAGCUGAACGUGAAGAUGAAUUAGAACGUUUGAAAUUACAAAUUGAACAAAUGCAAAUUGAUUAUCAAAAUUUACUUGAUAUAAAAAUUGGUCUUGAUAGAGAAAUUGCAACAUAUAGAAAAUUACUUGAAUCCGAAGAAGAACGACUUAAUAUUUCUGGCAAUUUAUCAAAUCUUACAUCAACAACAGCAUCAAAUACAACAUUUGAAAGUAGUUCAUAUCCAUCACGUAAACGUCCACGUUAUGAUGCAGAUGAUCGUCCAUCAGUUAAUACACAAUUACUUGAUGGCAUCAAUAUAAUUGAUGAUGAUAGUUCUCAUCCAAAAUUUGUUAAACUAGUUAAUAAUUCUAAACAAGAUGUUGCUUUAAAUGGAUGGGUUCUUAAACGAAAAGUUGGUUCACAAUCAUAUGAAUUUAAAUUUCCUAAAGGAAUGAAUCUUAAAGCUGGCGCUACAACAACGAUUUGGAGUUCCGAUGUUAAUGAUAUAUCUGUUGAUCCACCAACAAAUUUGAAAUUACGUACAACAAAAUGGUUUUCAACUAAUAAUGAAGUUAAAAAAACAAUACUAGAAGAUUCUGAAGGACGCGUUAUUGCAGAGAAAACUGUUAGUGUUAAAUAA
Adineta steineri is the source of this 1626-nucleotide messenger RNA. Lineage: Eukaryota; Metazoa; Rotifera; Eurotatoria; Adinetida; Adinetidae. The record is from the annotation of a GenBank genome assembly.